AUGAGAGUGAGUCAACUGGUUUUACCUCUUGUGUCUCUGAUACCAUGUGUACUAGGAGACGACGGUUACAAGCACUACUCCAAGGAUGAGAUCAUUGUUCAGUCUUGCAGAACAUCUCUUGCCAAAACGGCGUUGUUCUGUGCAAAGGAUACUGCCAAGUCCUACAAAUGCUCUUGCUCCACACCGCAAGGUCUCGGUUCUUGGUUGUACUGUGUCUAUGAUCAGACUUCGCUUUACGAUGAGACCAUCGAUGAUUUUAUCAUCGAGUACUGUGAAGAGAACGCCAACAAGAAAUACACAAGAGAGCAGCUCAAGAAACAGUAUGAGAAUGCCACAGACUACAUUAUCAAUCCUUCAGAUGUUGACGGGUUCAACAAGAGCGCAGUGACGUAUGUUCCUGUUGAGUACAACAAGAAGGUGUUUACCAAUGCUUACAAGUCCAUCGAGGCACGCCGUAAGAAUGAAGAUUGGGGUAUGUGGAUGGGCGCCGGUUUGAUUGGCUACUGGGCUCUCAUGUUCUUGCUUGCUGGAAUCUACAACUUCCUAAACCUCACUGUCUUUGUUGCAGGUAACUUGAAGUCCCAUCCAAUGAAUCUCAUCAGAAAGCAUCUUACGAUGCCAGCCACCUGGGGGAAGAGACACUCACAUCCGGUAACAGUGUUUAAGAUGUUUGUUGGAUACAUUCCCCUGAGAAUCCAGUCCAUCGUCAUCUUCUUCUACCUUGUGCUGGUUGUCGUCUUCUCAGCAACAGGCUACUCGUACAUCGAGAAUGAUACUAUCUGGCCAGACAGAGGCGCCCAAAUGUCCAGAUAUCCAGGUGACAGAACUGGUAUUCUGGCAUGCUUCGCAUUCUUGUUGACUUUCCUGUUUGCUGGUAGAAACAACUUCCUCAUCUGGGUCACUGGCUGGAACCAAAGUACUUUCCUCACGUUCCACAAGUGGAUCUCUAGAAUCAACUUUCUCCUUGCAGUUACCCAUGGUGGCUCCAUGCAUGUCCAGUCCAAGCAACUUGGUAAGCUGGCCUCACGUUAUGCGAACCCAUGGAUGCGCUGGGGUGCCGUUGCCGUUGUCUGUGCAGGCUUGAUCAUGGUGCAAGCCUGCUAUGCUGUGAGAAGAACACAGUACGAAGUCUUCUUGAUCAUGCACAUUCUACUGGUUGUCUUCUUCCUCAUUGGCUCUUGGAUCCACACGAGAAACUUUGGAUAUGACAUGUUCACCUACGCCAUGGCUGCCAUCUGGUGUUUUGACCGUUUUGUUAGAAUCGUGAGACUCACCUACUUUGGUGUUCAAAAGGCCCAGGUCACCGCUGUGUCCGACGAGGUGCUGAGAGUGGUCAUUCCACGUCACAAGCUGUGGAAGGGGUUCCCAGGAUCGUUUGGCUACCUCCACUACCUCACGCCAAAGACGUUCUGGCAGUCUCAUCCGUUCACCUGUAUCGACUGUGACGACAAUACUGUUACUUUCAUCACCAAGAUCAAAGGUGGUGUUACCUCUGUUAUCUACAACCGUGUGAUCCAAAGCGCAAACAACACAGAGAGCAUUCCAAUUCUUCUUGAAGGCCCAUACGGACACAUGAAGCCUGUGCACAAGUUCUCCACGGCUUUAUACUACACAGGUUCCACGGGUAUCUCUUCAUCGUAUGCCACCAUCAGAGACUGUGCUCGCAGAGGAGUACAGCAGCAUGUUAAGCUGUAUUGGGUCAUCAGAAACUGGAAAUCACUCGACUGGUUCUAUGAUGAGCUGUUAGAACUGAAGAAGACAAGUGCAGAGGUUAUCAUCUACGUUUCGGAUCCUUCAUCUCCUCACGGAACAAGACAUCUCAGUGGUAAUUCGUCUGAUUCCUCCUCUACAAACCAAUCAGAGAAGAACGACUCACAUGAUGAAGAAACAAAGGGUGGAAUGCCACCAAAGGAGCUCGACUUUAUCCAAUUCAGAACGGGAAGACCAAACAUGCAAGAAGUUGUCACUUCUGACUUGCAACAAGCCAACGGUAGCACAGUUGUGGUUGCCUGUGGCCACAACAGCAUGGUUGAUGAUGUUAGAUACUACGUCUCUCAGAACCUGGAUGCAACAAAGGGCAGGGUGGAGUAUAUCGAGGAGUUGCAGGUUUGGUAA
Molecule: messenger RNA, 2115 nt
Organism: Williopsis jadinii
Lineage: Eukaryota; Fungi; Ascomycota; Saccharomycetes; Phaffomycetales; Wickerhamomycetaceae
Product: ferric reductase family protein
Exons: 1
Coding region: 1-2115 (704 amino acids)
Biological process (GO): intracellular iron ion homeostasis; copper ion import; iron ion transport
Cellular component (GO): plasma membrane
Molecular function (GO): ferric-chelate reductase activity
Source: RefSeq, a predicted model, not a curated record